AUGGGAAAGCCUCAUUUGAGGGAAAACGCUUGUCCAGGUACGAGAAAUUCAUCAAGAAUGGUGACACUUGCUGUGCUUGAUAGAAAUCAUUUUUUGGAGUACUAUGGGAACAGAAGUAUUGAGGAUAGAAAUCACGCCUGCACCAUGAUGUUUAAUACACUCAAUCAGAGCUCUUAUGACUCAGAGUGUAAUCAGGAUGGACAGGAUUUUUUGAGACGAGUUCCAUGUCCAAAGAAUCAGCUGUGCCCCGAUGAGGAUUUACGCUGGAACGUAAUAAAAAAUCACCAGUUCACCUACGUUAUUCAAGAUCUUCUCCAACCGAGAUUUUGGUACAUGAGUUUUGUCUCUUGCUAUCGCAACACUAAAACGUGCCAGUGGGAAUGGUUCAAUGAGAGCCUGGACAUUGAUUAUGAUAUUUGGCUGGUCAAUGGAAAUCCAAAUAACAGUGGAUUCAAUAGUUUGACGUAUCAAUUCUCGUACGAUCGACAGAAUACGAUCGAACUCUAUUUAUUAUUUUUCCUCUGUUACAUUAUCCUGGUACCGCUACAACUGUACGCAGUGCGACUGCAGAGACAUCCUGUUACCAGAUUAUUUACUGCUAGUUUAUUGCUGGAGUUUAUAGCCAUUUGUUUAAUUCUCAUACACGUUUUGAAAUUUGCACUUGAUGGUGUUGGAUAUGAGCAGCUGGAAGUUGCUGGUGAUAUUUUUGAUAUUCUGUCGAGAACAACAUUCAUGUUACUUCUUCUCUUGCUCGCCAAAGGCUGGGCUGUUACGAGAAUCGAAUUGACGUGGAAACCACUUGUAUUUCUUAUAUGGUUUUGCUACGGUGUUGUACAUAUUUUGCUCUACGUCUGGAACAUGACUGAAGUGGAUAUCGUGGAGGACAUAGACGAGUACCAAACCUGGCCAGGAUGGUUCAUCCUUCUAUUUCGUAGUGUCAUCAUGAUUUGGUUCUUGUUCGAACUUCGUAAUACAAUGACGUACGAGCACAAUACCCAGAAAUUAAAUUUUUUACUUCACUUCGGAGCAUCUGCACUCGUGUGGUUCAUAUACUUGCCAAUUAUUGCCCUCAUUGCAUUGCAAAUAAGUGCACUGUGGAGGUUUAAACUUCUGCUUGGAAUAACUUAUUCUGCGGAUUGUUACGCUUAUUGUGUCAUGGCUCAUUUACUGUGGCCAACAAGAAGUGAACAGUAUUUUCUACUGGCACAAGGUACUGAUAAUGGUGAUGAACUCGAUGAGUUUAACGAGGCACCACAUGUAUUGAAUAAUUAUGUGGAACCAGAACUCAAUAAAAUAAUAGCUUAAUUAAAAAUCAUUGGAGAAUGAUACUAAUACGAAUGAUACUAAGAGUGAAGACACCAAUUUUAUUGUCCAUAACUCCUAAAUUUCAUUGAGGACGACUCCACAGCAGAAUACAAUGGAAAUAUUGAACAAAAAAAAA
Messenger RNA from Fopius arisanus, 1441 nucleotides. Its product is annotated as transmembrane protein 145. Lineage: Eukaryota; Metazoa; Arthropoda; Insecta; Hymenoptera; Braconidae. Bases 1 to 1305 code for a protein of 434 amino acids. The transcript is spliced from 3 exons. Gene Ontology annotation, biological process: G protein-coupled receptor signaling pathway; response to pheromone. The record is from RefSeq and is a predicted model, not a curated record.